AGACAACGGGGCAUUUUUACAAGUGAAAGGUACACAGGAUCGUCUUGAACCGGAUGUGUCGUAAUGUAAACGGGACUCAACCGGAUAUUCAAGUGUGUCCAACAGAAAGUGGAAGAAACGGAAUCACAAUGAAUACACGAGGACUCCGCUCUCAGCUGAAAGACAGCGUACCUGUGGCAGGCUUGUGUCCACAGGGAGCUUAUGGUGUGCAGGACUCUCUGCGUAGUGGAUUUACCAGCGUAAAGAAUGAGCUCCUUCCAAGUCACCCGCUGGAGCUGUCCGAGAAAAAUUUCAUGCUGAACCAGGACAAGAUGAACUUCUCUUCUCUCAGAAACAUCCAGGGUCUGCAUGCUCCACUUAAACUACAGAUGGAGUACAGAGCCGCUAGACAGAUCCAGCGUCUGCCGUUCUUACAGAGUUCAAACCUGGCUCUAGAUACGCUGCGAGGAAAUGAUGAGUCCAUUGGCUUUGAGGACAUCCUCAACGAUCCAACCCAGAGUGAAAUGAUGGGCGAGCCACACAUGAUGGUGGAAUACAAACUUGGACUGAUGUAAAAUAUGAUGGACACACAUAUUACACAGCUACAUGCAUAGAUUUAGGUUUAUUAUUUGUCUGCAUCCAUUUGUUUAUUGGCUUGGGGAUUAAGUUGGUAAUCUUUGGGGAAAGAAAAGGGGUUUGAUGGGGGUGUGUGUGUGUUGGGUCACCCUGUCAAUCACAUAGAUCUGGAGUUUUAAACAGUCAUUCAGCCAAGCAUUCAGUCCUGCUUUUGUAUGAUUCCAAUCCGGUUGUUAUUUCUAAUAAACAUCAUAACUUUC
Messenger RNA from Gymnodraco acuticeps, 815 nucleotides. It is a transcript of the gene pomp, whose product is annotated as proteasome maturation protein. The transcript is spliced from 6 exons. The record is from RefSeq and is a predicted model, not a curated record. Bases 54 to 554 code for a protein of 166 amino acids. Gene Ontology annotation, cellular component: cytoplasm; nucleus. NCBI's taxonomy places the organism in Eukaryota, Metazoa, Chordata, Actinopteri, Perciformes, Bathydraconidae. Gene Ontology annotation, biological process: proteasome assembly.